This is a messenger RNA of Adineta steineri, 873 nucleotides long. The record is from the annotation of a GenBank genome assembly. NCBI's taxonomy places the organism in Eukaryota, Metazoa, Rotifera, Eurotatoria, Adinetida, Adinetidae.
AUGGAGAAUAUUACUGAUUUAACCGUAAACGAUGUUAAUAAUAAUGUUACCGAUAUUAUUCAAAUUUUUCUUUUUACAUUUAUUAUUAUCGUGUCCAAUAUCUAUAUAAUACUCGUUUUGAUUAAAAAAACUCUUCGAUCCGCUAAAUUUACUUGGCUUACUGUAAAUGUUUGUUUUGCAAGUGUAAUCUUUGCUAUUAUGCAAUUAUUAUCAAUAGGUAUUCGCUUAAAUAAUAUUCCAGAAACAUCAGUAUCAUGUCACUCAAAAGGAUUUAUCGUUGAUAUGUCUACUUGUCAUAUUAUGUAUUCACAUUGUAUUUGUUCGCUAUGUCGUUUAUUUUCAAUAAAAUAUCCACAUAAACCAUUCUUUAAAUCUAGUCGAUGGUUAUUAAUUAAUAUUGGUAUGAGUUGGUUUAUUGGAAUAUUUAUGGCAUUACCUCUUCUAUUCUUUGAUAAUUUUACAUGUUCAGGUAAUUAUGGCAAAAGAUUUCUUCAAAUAUAUACAUCAUUUUCAACUAUUCUUAUACCUGUUAUUAUUGUUGCUAUAUGUAAUAUUGCAAUUUUUCGUUAUGUACGACAAUCAACUAAACGUAUUCGUAGUAUCAGUGAAAAUCAAACUAACACAAAUCAACUCAGUCAACGAGAUAGAAGGUUAUGUAACAUAAUGUUAUUGACAUUUUGUGUAUUUGUUAUAGGUUGGAUACCACUCUUUAUUGAACAAGUAUUUUUUACUGGUGGAAAUCGUUUAAAUUCAGGUUUAAUAAUAACUUUUCAAAUUCUACCACCAAUCUGUCUAUUAGCAGAUGUUAUUGUUAUUGUUUACUCAGAUCAGCCAGUUCGUAAUGUAUUUUUAAAUGUAUUUAAACGUCAUUGA